Closterium sp. NIES-67 is the source of this 1804-nucleotide messenger RNA. The record is from the annotation of a GenBank genome assembly. Lineage: Eukaryota; Viridiplantae; Streptophyta; Zygnematophyceae; Desmidiales; Closteriaceae.
UUCUUGCUGACAAUCGCUCCACGGUCCAGCGAGCUCUCCCUUCUCGUUCCAGCACGUCAAAUUACGGCCACGGUGUGGACAGUCUGGGGCCGCCAUUGCUCUGUCAGCGUAAGAUAUCAUGUCGCAUGAGGUGCAGACCGCAUCGCUAUCGCCAGUGCGCGAUGCCAUCACCAUGGGAGCGUCGCGGCGGGUGCACUCUGCGGCAGCAGCCGGCCGUGCGCUACGGCAAGGCGUCGCAGCUCGCCGACCUCAGUCCGCCAUUGCUAGUCUCCGCUUGCAGAUUCCUGCCAAGCUAUCUCUGGUUCCCCGUCAUAACGACUGCGGAAAGGUGGCGCCACUAACCGCCUCGCUCCACGAUUCUCCAUCGCCUGUUUCCGUGCAUCGCGGGUUAUCCGUUCACGACGAGAACUGUUCAGAGUCGCUCCCAGAUUCCCCGUGGCGGCCAAUCAUGCCUGUUGUCGUCCGCAGCCCACACGCCGAUGUUGUGCGACGCAUGGCGACGCCGUCGCCUGAGAUGGACAGCCAAUGGGAAGUCAUCGAUUCUAUGGCGCAGCCCACAGACCACCAAAACAAGGCGGCGAAACGGCCGUCGACGGCUAACGGCAGCAGGAGCUUAGAAUUGACGGUUCCGCGCUCUCGCCUGCAUCGCCGAAGCGAGUCGUUCUCUUACUUCCGCCUCACGGCGCUCAGCGGCCGCGCUCAGCAGAGGGACAAGCGGGGGUUAUCGAAGACUGGCGCAAGCACGCCUUCCCCUCGGGACGGAGAGAGCAAAUUCGUCGUCGAAGAUGCCAGCAUUGGUGGUGGUGUUGACGGACGAGGGGUUCACAGCAGCACCAUCGUUAGCCCCGUUGGCUGCCAUGGAAACGCUGCCACCCCAGCGAGCGCGAGCGGCCGAUUUCACGGACGGGGAUUUAGCCUAGUCCUGUCGUCAUGCUCGCUGCUCUCACCACUCGCCAUGUCUAACAGCAACGCAGUUGUCGGCUCGCAGCAGCUCUCGCCAUCAUCGCUAUCAAGGGAACCCUCAAUGGGGCUGGAAGACAGCGGAGAAUCGUCGCCUCAACUCUACCGCUCCUCGUCGCUGGACCUCGCGUCCAUGUGGAGGAGCCUGCGCAAUGCGGAGGGCAAGAAGCCCACUGCAGGCGUGCAGGCUGGCACACGGCCACGCAGCAUGGCUGGGUGUGGGUUGAAGGUAUUCAGUGGAGAGAUUGAGGCUAAGGUUGUGAGAGAAACGGUGGAAGUAUGGCGGGAGGAGGAGGAUGCAAGCUUGCCUAUGCGGUGGCUGCAGCGCACGGGAUCUCAAAGCCAGUUACAACUAAUGCAGGGAAUAGAUGAGGGUGAGGAAGAGCAGGCGCAAGCCCUGCCAAAACCCGCAAUGCUCAACGGAUCCGACCUGAUCCACACACCUGACUGCAGCGGUUGGUUUCGUGCCAGUUGCCAACCAAUAGACUGUGACCGGUUUGAGGGACAAGGGAGGAGCCUCAGACGGACUGUCAGUGAAGUUGUGAAGGUGGAGAGGGAGCAGGCACAUGGACCGGUCAGAGUUCAUGCACAGAAGGAGAGAUUCCAGGAACCAGCAAGGCAGAGUCAAAAGGAGGAAUGGCAAGACCAUGGCAGGAAGAGCCAGGAGCAGAAGCAAGAGCUGUUGGGCACGUUAUGCAGCAGUAAAUCAUCAGGCUAUCCGAAACAUUGAACGUUGCUGGCUUUGCUGGGACUGGAAAAUUUACAGCUGCAAAACCAGUAAACAGUAGGUGCUGUGACAGUUUCUUCACCAGCAUGCUGUCGAGAAGAAAAACUGAACAAGUGU